Molecule: messenger RNA, 1930 nt
Organism: Coffea arabica (coffee)
Lineage: Eukaryota; Viridiplantae; Streptophyta; Magnoliopsida; Gentianales; Rubiaceae
Product: E3 ubiquitin-protein ligase AIRP2
Biological process (GO): protein ubiquitination
Cellular component (GO): cytosol
Molecular function (GO): metal ion binding; ubiquitin protein ligase activity
Source: RefSeq, a predicted model, not a curated record
GGAUUUCUUUACUCCAAAAUCCAAAGGCAAGAUUAGCUACUACUCCGCUGCGUAAAUUCGACGACGUCGACGUGACGCUGCUCUCUCUCCAACUCUGUUCCCUUAGUUCUCUCAUCUCUCUACUCCCUCCUCCCUCCUGGAUAGUUCUCUCCAAAUCGAGGCUUCUCCAGACAGACACUACGUGACUACAUCCUAAGCGUAAUAUCCGACUUUGGGCUUGCGGAGGAUCAAAGAAAGGUUUUCAGGGACAUUGGUGUUGGAGUUGGAUGGGAAUUGAGGAAAUUAGGAGGAGGAAGAGGUGCUGGAGAAAAAAGAAGUGAUGAUGAGGAAGUCUUUUAAGGAUUCUCUCAAAGCCCUUGAAGCUGACAUCCAACAUGCCAAUACCUUGGCUUCUGAUUAUCCUAGAGAAUAUGAUGGAGCUUGCCUCCAGAUGAGACUAUCAUAUAGUCCUUGUGCCCACAUUUUUCUCUUUCUCGUCCAGUGGACGGAUUGUCACCUCGCUGCAAUUCUUGGCUUUCUCAGGAUCCUUAUUUAUAAGGCAUACGAAGAUGGUAGGACAUCCAUGUCCGUUCAUGAAAGGAAAGCUACUAUAAAGGAAUUUUAUGGUGUGAUAUUCCCCUCCUUGCUGCAACUUCAAAGGGGAAUCACUGAAGUUGAAGAAAGAAAACAGAGAGAAAUCUGUGCCAAGAAGUACACUAGAAGUUAUGAAAUGGGCAAAGGUAAGUUGUCUGAAAUCGAAAUUGAGAGAGAAGAAGAAUGUGGAAUUUGCAUGGAGAUGAAAUCUAAGGUUGUUCUCCCCAGCUGCAACCACUCUCUCUGCUUGAAGUGUUAUAGGGACUGGAUGGCCAUUGAGCACCAGUGUCUAGAUAUCUCAAUGUGAUGCAGCCAUGCAGCAUGUAAUUACAGAAGCCUAAUUAGUCCCAUGCCCUUCAUUUUGAUUCUUGUGAUAUAUUGAGCUUUAGUUCUGUAGAUCACUUAAAACCAGCCAAGGGCUACAUUGCAAUCGCUCGCUUCUGGUGUGGCAUCUCUAUCUAGUCGUAUGGUACCCACUCGAGUUACAAUAUAGUAAAUCUGAUGUCAGGCUCAGUUAAAAAUUCUCAAGUCUGAAUUUGUAGCAUUUCCAGGUAAUCUUUGGUCCUAGUGCGUCUGCUGAUUUCUGCCAGGCAAGAGCUUCAAACGGAUUAGAAAAGGAAUGGAAUUUUUAAAAAUCCUCGUCCUGUUGUUAUCAGUGAAAGAACUAAAGUUUAAUAAAUUAUUGGAUGCAGAUGACCAGUUUGAUUUGUUUCUAUGACCUCAGGGUAUUGUGUCUGUUACCCUUCAUUCUCCCCGUGUUUCCGAACUGAUAUUUGAGCUGUGCCUUAUUUCUGUCUAUCUGUUUUAGAUGGAAACCUCUACUGAAGUCAAACAAGGUAAUGUUUCUUAAUGCUGGGUUAUUAUUUGUUUGACUUAGGCGUGCAAGGUCUCAAUCAUGCCCUUUCUGUCGGGAUAGUCUCAAAAGAGUAAAUUCUGGAGACCUUUGGAUUUACACUAGCAGUUGUGAAAUUAUAGAGUUGUCAGCAAUUGCAAAGGAAAACUUGAAGAGACUUUUCAUGUACAUUGAGAAACUACCUCUUCUAGUUCCAGAUGCAGUGCUGGUCUCUUAUGAUCCUCAAUUCAGAUGAAAGAAUUCUUGGGGUACAGUUAUAGUGUUCAUUAAAUUGAAAUUGUUGUACAUAUGUACAUAUGCUUUUGUGUAGUUGUUUAUAUAAACAAGUUUUAGAACUAUAAACAGACGUUUGGCAAUUGUGAGCUAGCAUUAGAGGUGAUGUCUGCACUGUAUUUAUCGCACAUUCAAGAUGCAAGCAUGAAAUUCAUUCUUUUAGUUUCUUUUGUGUUGCUGCAGUAGCUAUCAUUUUGAAUUUGAAUUGUAAUGAUAAAAUCGACUGACUCC